Messenger RNA from Lactuca sativa (garden lettuce), 879 nucleotides. The record is from RefSeq and is a predicted model, not a curated record. Lineage: Eukaryota; Viridiplantae; Streptophyta; Magnoliopsida; Asterales; Asteraceae.
AUGCGAGUUACUUCGGAAAAAAAAAGGACUAAAGUCAAAUUCAUUUGGGGUAUUCUCUCAAUUCCAAAAAAAUCAACUGGAUCAAGUAUGAGUUGUCGAUCAGAACAUAUAUGGAUAGAACCUAUAACGGGGGCUCGAAAAACAAGUAAUUUCUGCUGGGCUGUUAUCCUUUUUUUAGGUUCAUUAGGAUUCUUGUUGGUUGGAACCUCGAGUUAUCUUGGUAGAAAUUUGAUAUCUUUAUUUCCGUCUCAGGAAAUAGUUUUUUUUCCACAAGGAAUUGUGAUGUCUUUCUACGGAAUCGCGGGUCUUUUUAUUAGCUCCUAUUUAUGGUGCACAAUUUCGUGGAAUGUAGGUAGUGGUUAUGAUCGAUUUGAUAGAAAAGACGGAAUAGUGUGUAUCUUUCGUUGGGGAUUUCCUGGAAAAAAUCGUCGGGUCUUCCUCCAAUUUCUUAUAAAAGAUAUUCAGUCUGUCAGAAUAGAAGUGAAAGAAGGUAUUUAUGCUCGUCGUGUCCUUUAUAUGGAUAUCAGAGGCCAGGGAGCCAUUCCAUUGACUCGUACUGAUGAGAAUUUUACUCCACGGGAAAUGGAACAAAAAGCUGCUGAAUUGGCCUAUUUCUUGCGUGUACCAAUUGAAGUAUUUUAAGAAAUGAGCCGGAAUGCUUUCUCAGCAGGAGGGCAAAAACGCAAGAAUGCUCUUUUUCCAUAACAUAACUUAAUUGAGGUUUCUUCAGAACAUUCAUUCGAGUCAAAGCAGACAUAUAUGGAACAAGUAUAAAAAAAACUAUUUUGGGGAUCUUUUAGAUGUAUCGAUUUAGAUGUAUCGAAAUAUACAUAACUCAAUUCAAUAAAAAAAUAAGAAACAAAUCGAAAUAUCUCAUAA